CAUGCCCCUCUGUACACCUUACACGUUGGACGACAUUUUUCUGGAUUUUAUUGAGCCGUCUAUCCUGGCAGUUAGAUAUACAACAAGAUAACGAUACAUUUACGAAACAUGAUCUAUUGCUGGAGCGAAUACUAAUGUGUAUACACACACACAAAUGCGCAGUGUGUGCGCUUGCAUUCUGCAGGGCCGAGAGCAGAAGGGGAAGGCUGGAGUUGAGUUACAGUAAGAGCGAACUCUAAAGCUGGCGGUGUGUAUAGUCUGCCUGAACCUGCAUUGUCAAACGCAUAUAGUCGGAUUGUUUAUGCCGCCUUCUUCUUUUAUAUCAGGCGCGUAUUGUGGUGCUUGAUGGGAAUACCGAAAACCUGGCCUUACUGACGCUCUCAGAUGUAACGCUAACGAUCUGUAGCCUGUUGUGUUUUGUUGCUAACCGUAGUAUAUGUGUUUGCAUGCCCAAAAUCGGCUUGGCUUUAUGUUUGUUGUUGUGUGUUUAGAUGAAAUCGGUGUCGUGUUGUUGAACUGCAGCUAGCGCUCGGCUGUUGCUCCACCACAUCCACGUAUGCUACUUUAGCGAGGUUGUGGCUAACGCUGAGCUGGUCGGUGAUUCAGAAGUGAAUUUUUCACUCGAGCAUGACAGUAGAUCUGCAGAGAUGACGGUAAACGAGUAAAAAUGCGUUUGGAAGAGCUGUAGGAUCCGGCGGAGGACGGAAAGCUGAUGACUGUGUGCUGUUAGCGCAACUGAGCUGUCUUAGGCCACGUCGCCUGUGUGUGAGAGAGAGAGAGUGUGUGUGUGUUGAUGUGUUUGAUCUACUGACAGUGGCGUUGCAUGAAUGCAAACAAGGAAAGUCGUCAACUGUGCAGGAGGGACACGGAGGAAUCGUCUAAGUAAAGUAACGUUACUGUCGCCAACUUCCGGACACCUCAAGGUUGCUGUUAGCCGGAUGAGAAAGAAAGUGCCUCUUUCUUGAUAGACGACUUGACCGCAUCACUCGUAGUUUAACACACAAAGCCCUAGAACGGAAUUUGUGCCGCGGGUCGAUUACGCGAUGAUCGGUUUCGGCGCAAAUCGACGUGGGGGUCGCCUCCCGUCCUUCAUCCUGAUUGCGUUAUUGGUGGUUAUCGUGAUUCUGUCGUUUAACUACUGGAGCGUGUCCACUAAGCACGGGCGGCUGCUGGACGAGUUGGCUGAGGUGCAGACGCAGGUGAAGCGCACGGACGCGGCGCGCUCCCGCCUGGAGAAGAGAAACUCCGAACUGAUGAUGCAGGUGGACACGCACCGGAAACAGAUCGACCUGAAGGACGGAGAUUACAGCGCGUUGCAGAACAAACUGCAGGCCAGAGAUGCGCUGGUCAAAGUCUGCACCGAUGACAAGAAUAAGCUGCAGAAUGAUGUCAGUGCCCAGAUGUCAGAGAUUCACAGACUGAAAGAGCAGGUAAAGGAGCUGAAACAGGAGGUCAUUCGACAAGAAGACCAGCAGAGGGAAGUGCGGAAAAACAGCACCAAUCUGGAAAAGAAACUAGAAUAUGAAAGCUUGCAGUGUGGUCGGCAAAUAGCCGAGCUGAAGGCAGAAUAUGAGGAAAGCAAGAAAAGAGUGGAGGAAGAGGCAGCAAAACUCAGACAGAGUUUGUUAGAAAAUGCAGAUUCUGUAGUUCAGCAAGUGGACGUGGAUCUUGAUCAGUCCAACAAAAGAAAAGAGAAAGAGGACACUGCAGAGCGCCAUACAGUGGCUGCAAGGAGAAAUGACGUCCCGGUUCUUAAAGAUGAUCUGGGAAAACCUGGCAGUGAUGCUGGAAUGCCUGGCAUUGAAGACAGUGAAGUAGGCAAGAUAGACGAUUCACAGUUUGCCAUAAAGAAGCCAGCCAUCACACCGCAGAAACACAUGGAGCCCGCGGAGGCUGCGGCAAUGCUGAAGGAAGAGAGAGCAGGCUAUGCAGCCGGAGCUGGUGCCAGACCAGGGGAUGAUUUGGCACGUGGGCAGCCAUUGGACAGACCAGACAUGCCCCAUGAUGAAAACCUGCGUUUGGUGAACCGCGAGAUCCCUGUACAGCAGCAGGUUCCACAACCGGUGGUCAUCAAACCCAUGCUGUUUGAUGAGGACAAUAAGGCAGGCAUAAAGGCGGAUGAGUUUGGGGAGCAGCGCAGACAAGUUGGAGCUGAGGGUUUUAAGGCAGAGGGAGUUGGGAUUCCUCCUCCUCCUAACCCGGUUCAAGUCCACGCCAAACCCAUUGACCCACACAACGGCAGAGAUCCUGUGCCUGCUGAUCCCCCACGUCACCGUCAGAGCCGUUUCUUUGAUGAAAACGAGUCCCCUGUAGAUCCGCAACACGGCAAUAAGCUGGCGGACUAUAACGGGGAUGAUGGCAACGUGGGUGAGUAUGAGGCGGACAAGCAGGCCGAGCUGGCCUACAAUGAGGAAGAGGAUGGUGAUGGUGGGGAGGAAGACGUCCAAGACGAUGAAGACCGUGACGCUCCAGGUGAGAGGAAUGUGGACUACGGAAAGCGACAUCAAGCUAUUGACGUCCUGUAGUCCAGUCUUUCAGACAAGUGUUUCUGACAAUGAAGUAUCCAAAAGAGGAAAAAGAACUUUGGAUUUCAGCUGUGAUUUUGGUAUCAUGUACGUUUGGAGACAUUCAGACUAUUCAAACUAUUUCAGUGUCUUCAGAGAGGAGCGAGCUUCGGCUGUGAAGUCAGUCACUGCGGAUGAGCGAUUAAUUCAACUUGAAUGCAAAGAGUGUUUUUUUAUGAUCUGCUGCAAAUGUUUGCUUGAUUUGAGAGUAUCGUUUUUUGUUUUGUUUGUUUUUUUGACCUGAUCUGUAGAACAGGUCUAACAGAACUGGGUUUCCGAACAAUUAAACUGUACAAAUGUUUUUUUUUAUUAUUAUUAAUUAAUUAAAUUCAUUCUCCAUGGACUGGAGGACACUACUGUGAAUAGAUACUAUGGAAGUAAUAUUUCUCUGUUCACAAAGUGGAAUAUAGUGAUACUACUGGUGAAAAGGACCUCUUCAACACCAAUGGCAGAUUUUUUCCCCUCUUCAGAACUGCUGAGAAGCAUAAUCUCCCUUUAUCUUUUUGAUCAACUGUAGCUAAAUGGAAGUGUAAACUAUGGGAAGAUGCAAUUAAGUUGCUGUUCAACUUUUUAACCUCUCUGGGGCAAAAUGGCACCAAUUGGCCAGACAGUCUUUUUUUGUUUGUUUUUAACUACUCUCUCUUUUUCUGAUUCUGAAGGAGCACUCAAGAGUGCACACAGAGUCUUGUAAGGACACUGAUGCAUGCAGAAGGCAGCCUUUGUAAAUCAGCCUGUAGAUCAUCAAGAAAAUGGAAAAAAGCAAUACUCUGUGCCACAGACUAAACCCAUCACAGCUGUCGGCCUGCUUCCUUUCUUUCUGGUAGCUGUAGAUAGACGUACAGUGCGUAUACAGAGGAAUCUGUGUGGCAAAGGAUGCUGUAUAAUUGCUAAACUCUCAAAUGGAAAUACUGAUCAUAGACCUAGCUGUUUGUGUUUGUUUCAUAAUCGAGCAAAAGUUUGGUAGGGUUGGCAUACUGAAUGUACUCUUCUAGCUUGUGAUUGUUUUUGAGAUCUGUCACAUGAGUGUUUGGGCUCUCUGACACAGCUGUGCAGUGCAAUCCAAGGGUAACGGUUAACAAAAUUCUCUACAUUUCAAAUAAACUGGUCCUGUUUUGGGAAAAAAAAAGUACAAAUCCUAUCACUGUGAUUGAAGUAUAGAAAGUAGUAGCAUCAAUAGGGGCACCCGGAGGAGUUCAUUAAUUCGUCCCAGGCUGCUUUACAAAAAUGAUUACAUUACGGUAACAAUAAAAGAUUUUCUUUUCUGUA
Molecule: messenger RNA, 3830 nt
Organism: Danio aesculapii
Lineage: Eukaryota; Metazoa; Chordata; Actinopteri; Cypriniformes; Danionidae
Gene: golm2
Product: golgi membrane protein 2
Exons: 10
Coding region: 1044-2525 (493 amino acids)
Source: RefSeq, a predicted model, not a curated record